UUCAAAACUGGGAAUUGAAAGACCCUACCACAGGCCGCGCUACUCCCGUUGCCUCCGCCACCCGCCACCAGACAGUUACUGACAUCGUAAGAGGUUAGGUAGAAGCAAAAUGGGAAGAAAAGCAGGUAAGUACAAGAAGAAAGAGAAUAAUGACUCGAAGAAAAAGACAACGUAUCACGAUGAGGACAAUGAUGAUAUGAUGAAUGAUGAAAUUGAUGCUUUUCACAAACAGAGAGAUAUAGUUCCACUAGAUUUAGAUGAAGAUGCAGGGGAGUCUGAUGCUGAUUUUGAGCAUCCAGUUCUUGACUUUGAGGAUGAAAAAUAUGAUAUGGAUGAUAAUGAGGAUGACAACGAUGAUGACAUUGAAGACGACUCUCAACUUACGGGCUUUGCUGCAAAACUUCUGAGGCAACAGAAAUAUUUACGAGCUAAGACUGGUGGGGUUGAGGAGGAAAUGGAUGAUGAUGCUGAAGAGGAAGAAGAAAAAGAAAGGGCUGUUUGGGGCAGAGCAAAGAGUACUUUUUACAAUGCUGAGAACAUUGACUAUGAGAUACAAUCAAGUGAUGAGGAGCUACCUGCUGAAGAGGAGGAAGAGGUUUUGAGAUUGCAGAAGGAAAAGGCAAAAUCUUUGACAGAAGAAGAUUUUGGUCUUGAGGAUGUCACCGACAAUGAGGGUGACAAGGAACCCACAUUCGAGGAAAUUUUGGUCCAUGGAAAACCUGCAUUUAAACCUUAUGCAAGCAAAGAAGGUAAAGAAGAUAAUGCAACUGCUUAUGAGGAAGUGAAGAAAGACAUAAAUGCAUUGACCAGGGAAGAGCAAAUGGAUGUGCUGAAUAGUUCUGCACCAGAGUUAGUUGGUUUACUGUCAGAACUUGAUGAUGCUCUUGGGCAGCUUGAAAACAAGGUGAAUCCACUCUUAAGCAAGAUCAGAGAUGUAAAGAAUGCAAUCAAAGGAGGGAUGCAUUAUAUGGAGAUCAAACAGCAACUUUUACUCUCCUAUUGCCAGGCAAUUACAUUCUAUCUUCUUCUCAAGUCAGAAGGGCAGCCUGUUCGUGAUCAUCCUGUAAUUUCUAGGCUUGUGGAGAUCAAGAAUUUAUUGGACAAGAUGAAGGAACUUGAUGACAAUCUUCCUCCUGAGCUUGAGGAUAUUCUGGACGAGAAUGAAUCUGCUCUGAGAGUGGAGAAGCUGGUUCAAGAGAAUGUUCCAGCAAACUCUGUAUCUUGUUCGGAGGUUCACAAGCCCGCUGCUGUCCCUGUUGAGACAAUAGAGAAACCAGGGGCUCAUGAAGGAGCUUCUUUAGUUGAAGAGGAUUCUUUCAAGGAGUACAAGGUGACGAAAUCAAAAUCCAGGCAUCAGGAUGAUCAAGUUGGUAAGCAGAGCAUGGAGAUGUUAAAAGUAAGAGCUGCCCUUGAGGAGAAAUUGAAGCAGAAGGGCAUCUUUAGUUCUAUAACAAACAAGCAUUAUAGAGAUAAAAAGCGCUCCCUACCUGUUAAUGGGCAACUUGAGACAUUAGAGGACUUUGAUGAUGAUGCUAUUGAGUUAGAAAAGGUCAAUCAUCGAACAGAUCUCAGGAAUGGGAGUCUUUUGCAUCCACUUAAACUCUCCAAGCUUGUGGCUCCUCAGGCAAAUAAGACAAAGGUUGUUUCUGGUGACGAUGAUUUACCAAAAAGAGAUGACAUAGGAGAGAGGCGAAGAAAGCAUGAACUUAGAGUUUUGGCUGGGGCUGGAAUAAGAACUGUUGAUGAUGUGGAUGAUGAAUCUGGAACUCUUGUGAAUGAGGGAGUUCCAGAAGUUGAUUUGGAUGGUGAGACCGAGUCAGAUUUGGAAUUUUACAAGCAGGCAGAACUGGAACAUACUUCAAAGCUUGCAGCAAAGGCGGAGAUGCAUACUAGAUCCACAAAACUCACACCUUUGCCAGAAACGCUUGUAGAUGGGAAGCGCCAAAUUUCUUAUCAGAUGGAGAAGAACAGAGGGUUAACUCGUGCUCGGAAGAAGCUAACCAAAAAUCCAAGAAAGAAGUACAAGUUGAAGCACCAAAAAGCAGUGGUGCGUAGGAAGGGACAAGUGCGAGAUAUCAGGAAGCCAACUGGUACUUAUGGUGGGGAAGCCUCGGGUAUUAAUGCAGCAAUCAGCCGCAGCAUUAGGUUUAAGAGCUAGCCAUUGCGGUGCAGCAUUUGUAUUUUUGGAAAUAUGAUGUUUUAUAUAUAUGUUUUUGCAGUAAUUAUCAUGUUGAAGAGGGAAUUUUAGGUUGAGGGAAGUUCAUAUCCGCUGUCUAUUUUUAAGUAGACAUACAAUUUUUGUGAUUGUGACAAAAGAGUUUUGGAGUUUUCAAUUAGAUCUUACCUUCAUGCAUUCAUGGUCCAC
Coffea eugenioides is the source of this 2365-nucleotide messenger RNA. RefSeq names its product something about silencing protein 10. Bases 110 to 2158 code for a protein of 682 amino acids. The record is from RefSeq and is a predicted model, not a curated record. Lineage: Eukaryota; Viridiplantae; Streptophyta; Magnoliopsida; Gentianales; Rubiaceae. Gene Ontology annotation, cellular component: nucleolus; small-subunit processome. Gene Ontology annotation, biological process: maturation of SSU-rRNA from tricistronic rRNA transcript (SSU-rRNA, 5.8S rRNA, LSU-rRNA). The transcript is spliced from 17 exons.